This is a messenger RNA of Saccharomyces kudriavzevii IFO 1802, 1620 nucleotides long. RefSeq names its product oxygen-dependent protoporphyrinogen oxidase (gene HEM14). Lineage: Eukaryota; Fungi; Ascomycota; Saccharomycetes; Saccharomycetales; Saccharomycetaceae. The transcript has a single exon. The record is from RefSeq and is a predicted model, not a curated record. Gene Ontology annotation, cellular component: mitochondrial inner membrane. Bases 1 to 1620 code for a protein of 539 amino acids. Gene Ontology annotation, molecular function: protoporphyrinogen oxidase activity, oxygen as acceptor. Gene Ontology annotation, biological process: heme biosynthetic process.
AUGCUAACACCAUUAACAAAGCUAAAGUCGAGCGCUAAAGUUGCCGUCGUCGGAGGGGGUGUUUCUGGAUUAUGUUUUACAUACUUCUUGAGUAAAUUAAGGCCUGAUGUCAAAGUCACAUUGUUCGAAUCACAGAACAGAACUGGCGGUUGGAUAUAUUCAUGCGCUACAAAAGACGAGAGCGGAAGGCCAAUUAUGGUAGAGAAGGGACCUAGAACAUUGAGGGGGGUAUCAGACGGGACUGUUCUGAUCAUAGACACCCUUAGAGACUUGGGUAAGGAAGCCGUUGUUCAAAAGAUUGAUAAAGGCUGUACUGCAGACAAAAAAUUUUUGCUGGAUCCCAGUGAUAAACUGGUACAAGUUCCUGAUUCGCUAACGACGACUCUAAAAUUCCUCCUGAAUCCUUUGGGAAAGGGACUUAUUCCAGGUAUGCUGGGAGAAUGGUUCAGGAAAAAAUCACCACACCCUGGGCAAGACGAAAGUGUUGAAUCCAUAAUAAACAGAAGGUUUGGAAACAAAGGCAUGUCGAACAAUAUGAUUAGUGCGUUACUCAGAGGAAUAUAUGGGGAUGAUGUUUCUCUGUUAAGUGCUAAGAGGACUUUCAGAAAAAUCUAUUAUAACGAACUUAAGCAUGGGUCUAACACACAAGCAAUGAUUGAUAAUAUGCGAGAAAAGUCUAAGAGUAAGAAAAGUGAGGAUUCCCAACGGCCUUUAACUGGUUGCCUUAAUGAUUAUGUAAAGGCGUUUGGGAAGAAUGAAUCAAAUUUAUUAGACCUAUCAAACAAGUUAAAGAGAUAUCCCAUGUUAGGUUUGGCUGGCGGCUUAGAAAAAUUUCCUCAAGUAGUUAGAAAGGCUUUAGACAAAUUCGACAACGUUGAAAUAGUUACUAAUGAGCCGGUGGUACAAAUAGUCAAGCACAACGCUAAUGUAAAGACCAUCGGGUUGAAAGUACAGUCUGGUGACAAGUACGAAGGGUUUGACCAUUUAAGGCUUACAAUAACCCCUUCCAAAAUCGCCAAAUUGCUACCGAAGAAUGAAGAUUCGUUAUCCAAGCUGUUAGAUGAGAUUCAAUCAAACACAAUCAUUCUGGUGAAUUACUAUUUACCAAACAAAGAUGUACUAGAUGCUGGCCAGCAUGGCUUUGGUUACUUAGUGCCUAAAUCUAAUAAAAAUCCAGGGAAAUUGCUUGGCCUAAUUUUUGAUUCUGUUAUCGAAAGAAAUUUUAAACCGCUUUUUGGCGUGGACUCUCAAAACCCUAAUGCUUCUAAGAAAUACACAAAACUGACCGCAAUGAUAGGUGGCGAUAUGCUGAAUGAACAUGGCGUACCUGUAGUACCAUCCAGGGAAGUGACUAUAAGUGCAGUCAAAGAUGCAUUGAACCAUCACCUAGGUAUCAGCAAUGAAGAUUUGGAAGCCGGUCAUUGGGAAUUCACCGUUGCUGAUAGAUGCCUCCCAAGAUUUCAUGUAGGCUAUGACGCAUGGCAAGAGAAGACUGAAAAAAAGUUUCAAGAAACCUACGGCCAAACAGUUUCAGUAGGCGGAAUGGGAUUCGCUAGAAGUCCCGGUGUCCCCGACGUUAUUGUAGACAGCUUCAACGACGCCCUACAACUUGGCAAAUAA